Nematostella vectensis (starlet sea anemone) is the source of this 884-nucleotide messenger RNA. RefSeq lists its product as uncharacterized. The transcript is spliced from 2 exons. Lineage: Eukaryota; Metazoa; Cnidaria; Anthozoa; Actiniaria; Edwardsiidae. The coding region runs from base 1 to 765 and encodes 254 amino acids. The record is from RefSeq and is a predicted model, not a curated record.
AUGGAUCUUUCGGUAGAGGAGAAGUUGUAUAUGGAACACAAGCGGGUUACUGAACUCGUAGUGGAGUUGAAAACACAAGGAGCUCCCUCGGAGGAAUUUCGUAUUCCUGUGGCAAAACUAGUCGAAGAUUUUUUUAAGGAGGAAUUCGUGAAGCUGGAGUCUUUUUUACGACAUUGCUGUGGACUACAAGUCGAAGGAGACGAAGUCCGUUUCGUGCAUGGGACGACUAAUAACGCGAGCGUGAAACAACAACAUCAACAACAACAAAUCCUAUCGCGUCCUCAAUUCUCGCCCUUUUACGGGUUUAGCACGAAUAAGGAGAAAGGCGUUUCAUACAGAGUGUGGAGAUUCGAAGUCGAGAGCACGGUUCGAGGCGGCCUUUAUUCGACGGAGGUGAUUUCCGAACAAAUCCGCCGUUCACUACAGGGGGAAGCGAAAACCAAACUCGUGGGAUUAGGGGUCGACGCAUCGUGUGAAGCGCUGUUGGAAACCCUCGAUCAAUUCUACAGCGACGCGCUGACUGCCACAGGGGACGAGCUUUUAGCGGAAGCUUAUACUUUUAAGCAGAAAGAAGGGGAAGAAGUAGCGUGUUUUGCCUCGCGCCUCGACAACCACGUGAGGCUCGCUUACGUAAGGAAUACAGAACUCUUGCCGGACGAAAGUGCCGUUGAGAGGCAACUGCGUAUGCUGUUGUGGUCAGGCUUGCAUCCUGAGAUCAAAGACAAAGCAAGACACCGUAAAGACGCGUGCAAAAGCUUUUCUUAGCUUAUCACUGCAGCCCGAUAGGGAGAAAAAGAGCUCUCCUCGACCCAGGCCCCAAAACGCGUGGCCCGAUCCAAUGUUACCGUCAAGGCCGAACCGCAGGAAGCCCGGGAAAGCACCAA